Pelagomonas calceolata is the source of this 1594-nucleotide messenger RNA. The record is from the annotation of a GenBank genome assembly. Lineage: Eukaryota; Pelagophyceae; Pelagomonadales; Pelagomonadaceae.
GUGCGGGUUGCAGUAGUUGUGCUUGGCCUGCGGGGGCGAACAGUGAGUUUAUGAUCGCGGCCGGCUUUCGCGCCGGAGGCGCACCAUCGUCGUGCGCGCCCUUCUUCUCGCAUGAGCCGUAUGACGUAGUCGGCGCGGCCGGCGCGGCCGAGGCGGCGGCCGCGGCUGCGACGCAGAGAGCCAAAAUAAGGCCUCUCAUCCAACCCAGCCAAUAUGGAUUUUUUGUAUGUCUCGCCGCGAGUUUGAGCGAUUUCUCGACGUCCAAGUGGGCCCUGUGUCCGAGUCGUCCUACGAAGCCUGUGAGCUUGAGCAGGAUCAGAGCAGGCAGGCCAAAAGCGCGAUUGGCGGGGAAAACCCGUCACGUACGGACGCAUCGAGCCGACGCGACGCCUCGGGGAAAACGUCGCGUCGAUGGCGGGGGGCGCCCGAAGAUCAGACAAACGAUUAGUGCGAUAGCUAGCAUCACGGCUGCGCCUGGUACGACAGGAUGUUGUCGUACCACGCCUGCAGCUUGAUGGGCGACGCCGUGAGGACGAACUUCGCUAUCAAUCGAUCCCCGCGCCGGACCGUCGUGACGCCGUGCGUCGCGCCUUCCGCCUUCACGAGCAGUAGCGAAUUGGGCGGGAGCCACGCGCCGCGCACGGACCCGUCGGCGCGCUCCCAGCGCGUCUGCGAGUCCGACGUGUUCUCGAGCGUCAGAACCACUUCGAGCUGGGGCUCCUCGUACAAGACCUCGUCCUUGUGCCAGCCCAUGCUCGAGCCGACGGGAUACCUCCUUAACUCGACCGGAAAGUCGGCCGGCUCCAACCGAUCGUCCCCGCAGAUUCGUCGCAGGCGCUCCACGGACUCGGGCCUCGACAGAGCGACACAUACGGGAUCGCGCGGCUCGAGGAAGCAGCCGAGUCUCCCGACGGCGACACUUUCGAGGGUCUCGGGCUUGAGCUCCCUUUGCCGCCUUGCGGACCGUUGGCAGGCCGCGAACGUCUCCUCAUCAAAAAAGUCCUCGACGACGCAGAGGCCGUCGCGCGCAAAGGCGAGGCGCGCCUCGACGUCCGAAUCCUCGUACUCGCUCUGCGGUCGUGUCUCCGGUGGCGGCUGGGUCGGCGCGAAAAAGCUUGGCCGUCGCAGCGUCGGCGGCGUGAGAGCGUUUGCUCUGAGCAACAGUACCAGCAACAUCGUGCCGCGUGCCGCCAUGGCUGAAAAAACUGUUGUGCCUCAACAAGAGUAUGGGCACGUGGGACGGGAUUUCGCAGUCGCUGCUAGACCGCGUGUAUAUCCACGGUACGAGGCGCCGUGUGUCCUACAGCGCUCAAAAACAGUUAUGGCUUCAACAGCCCUGACGGCACGCCGGCGGCGUCCUGGGCAGGCGCGUGUAGUCCGUUGCAAACUUCGCAGCACGGAGUGCUCUUAGACAGCACCACAACCAGUCGAUAAAAGCCGACGAGGCUCGGAUAGUGCGCUCUGGCAAAUGAUACCCGGUGGCACUAAAAAAAGCGAGGCUAGCGCCCCUUAAAGACACUAGCAAACAUUUUACAGCUACGAAAGUUCUAGCACCGUAACAGUAUGAUAGCAACAAGCUACGAAAACAGACAAG